CGCGAAGUUACAAACAAGUGUCUCGCCGUUCGAACUUAGAAUCUUGGAGGCAAUCAGCUGGGACUGGAGUUCUCUGCCCGCUUUCUCCAUGGGCUUCCCUGGAACACUAGAGCAUGACACAGAGCAUCGAAGGAUGUGCAAUGGCUCCCAGACUUGUAAGGAGGAACAGCUAUCUACACCCCUUAACAGCAAUGGACCUCUACAAGGAAGGGAGCCAGGUCAUAAAUUCAAUAAGACACGAACCGUUAAAAUCCUCGCCGCAGCAAUCCCGUUCACACUCCUCUUCUCGGCUUUGAUCGCCACGGCAGCGGUCCUAGCAGCCAGAACAGCGGGGCCGUGUUUGGACUACGCAGACAUCCCCUCGUGCCCGGACGGCUGGGUCGGCUACCAGGGGCAAUGUUACUUCUUCUCCGAGGAAGAAAGGAAUUGGACGGCCAGCCAGAGUUACUGCAGUUCCCAUGGCGCCUCCCUGGCUGGGAUUGACGGCACUCAGGAGAUG
Pelodiscus sinensis (Chinese soft-shelled turtle) is the source of this 499-nucleotide messenger RNA. The record is from RefSeq and is a predicted model, not a curated record. NCBI's taxonomy places the organism in Eukaryota, Metazoa, Chordata, Testudines, Trionychidae.